Molecule: messenger RNA, 330 nt
Organism: Seminavis robusta
Lineage: Eukaryota; Bacillariophyta; Bacillariophyceae; Naviculales; Naviculaceae
Source: the annotation of a GenBank genome assembly
AUGCUGAGUCGCAGCCCAAGCCGUGAGCAACCGCACCCAACAGAAGUAGGGAUUGGAAGACCAUUUGUGCCCUCACCAGCACCACACUCCCCAGGGGAGAUGACGAAUUUAAGCUUACAUGUAAGUGUGCAUGGCAUAUCCCUACCGGUACAGUCAUAUGGGAACUUGAAAAGAGGAGGGGAGAAAAGCCGGCAGGGUACGGUACCAAAGAAGAAAAAGGCGAAUUCAGGACUAGCUAUUAGGUUCCAUGGGUAUGGGAUCAGCGGCCACGAGCUGGGGAUCAACAAGAGGGCCAAAGAGCUUGAAUUUGUGGGAUCCAGAGAGACAUAA